AUGCCACCCUGGGCGCAGGCAGGCAGGCAGCAGAACAACUCCCCCCCCAUUAAAGGCACUGCAUUUCUACCUCCCCUGGGGGCAGGGCAGGAGACAAGGGACCCUGCACCCGGACCAGGAGCAGUGCCGGGGGGAAGUGGAGGGGUGGGGGAGACCCUCCCAGCUGUGCCGGGCAGCUCUGCCAGGGGCCAGAUGUGGCCAGACCCUUCCGCUGCAGUGGGGAAACCCUGUGGCGGGCAGCGCUGUCAGCAGCUGGAGCUGAAGGCGCUUUGGGCCUGGCUGGCACAGGCGGAGCAGGACAUCGAAGUCAUCCUGUCCUGCGCACAGAAAAGGGAGGAGCGUCUCCGGGCCCAAGUGGAGGUGCUGAGGAGCCAGAACCUGUUCCUGGUGCUGGCCCUCAAGGCCCAGAAAGAGCAGGACCAGGAUCAGGAUGACAGCCCCACGGAGACUUCCAUGGAUAUGGAGGGGAUGGCGGAGGAGUGCUGGCCACCCUGGAGGGGAAGCAUUAGCCCCCGCCAGGAAAUGGAGGCAGAGUCCCCUGAGGACAAGGGGACCCAGACCAACCUGCCCCAGUUUGUAGAGGCCAGCACCCAGGCAGAGGGCCCUGGGCACAAACAUGCCAGCACCCAGACCAGGGCCCUCUGCCUGUCUGAGACGGGGUGUCAGACCGAACCCCUGCCCGUGAUGGACGCUAGCACCCAAACAAAUGUUCACCACCGCCAAAAACGACCAGGACACGGGGAGAGUGAUGACUCAAGUUCAUCUUGGAGUCGACUAUGA
Messenger RNA from Alligator sinensis (Chinese alligator), 780 nucleotides. RefSeq lists its product as uncharacterized. NCBI's taxonomy places the organism in Eukaryota, Metazoa, Chordata, Crocodylia, Alligatoridae. The coding region runs from base 1 to 780 and encodes 259 amino acids. The record is from RefSeq and is a predicted model, not a curated record. The transcript is spliced from 9 exons.